CUCACUACGGUGUACUACGUUAAAACAUUGCUAUUGGUGAUACGAAAGAGACGUGACGAAUAAGAUGCGGUUGAGCGCGUUGGUUGUGGCGUUGCUAAUGGCAACGGCGUGCGAGGCCAUGACUCUGGAGGAACUCAGCAACAUGGUCAUGAACAACCCGGAGCAGCUGUGUGACGUAACAACAUGCCAGGAGCCCUACUCCGCAUCUGAGUGCCCCCCGGGCACACAUUACCUGGACGGGUAUGCGGUGGGAGGAUGCUGUGGUGCAUGCGUUCGCUUCCAGCAGGAAGGUGAAGCCUGCACUGGGAGAAUAGACGAUCGGAUUUGUCAGAACAAGGGAGAGGACGUACCUCAGGGCUACGGCAUGUGUGAUGGGGUCGCAGCUACACGAGCUGUUCGUAGCUCCAUCAUGUCAAGAGCGGCCACCGGCGGGAUUGACUCACUUAAUCUGAUUUUUGAGUCACCUUUUGACUUGCUACCAGUCGACAACAUCCUCAGCAGCUCCUGGUGUGACUACGGCAUGUACUGCACCAACAAAAAAUGCGCUAUUCAAAACGACUGGGUGACUUGCAAGAUCACGAGCGACGCCUACGACCGCGACCUGAGCAGCGGCAACUACAUAAGUUACCGCGACGACUACCGCUACCGCCCCCAGUGCUCAGCUGACGGCAGGACUUUCGCGCCCAAGCAGUGCAAGAGCUCCCCUCAAGAUAGUACAAAAACUUGCGUGUGCGUCGACCCCAACGGUAACACCAUCGAAGGCAAAGCGUUCAGCUUCCAGAAGGAGCUUUUCGAGGACAUGAACUGCUUGUGCGCUCGGCGUCAGUGGGAGCUACAGCAGAUUGACCCGUCCCUGGCGACGCUGCACUGCCUAACUAACGGCAACUACGAGCGCGUCCAGUGCGAGGGCGGCUGGUGCUACUGCGUGCAUCCUGAGAACGGCACUGUUUACGGCUACCAGAUGCCGGAACCUGCUAUGAACCUGCUCAAGUGCUUCAACAAGACACAGAUCGGUGACCUGUACCUGCGUCAGUGCGAGAGCCGGGCUCACGCCCACCAAGUCUUCGUGUCGACCAUGAGGAACAAGGGGGUCCAAGUGCCCCCCUCCGACCCCGUCGCCUGCUCCAUAGAGGGGGCGUAUGCCACCCGUCAGUGUGUCGGCAGUGGCUGUACGUGCAAGAACAAAUACAAUGCAGACUGUCUCAGCAAAGGCGAGAAAAAUUGCAACUGCAUCGCGGACAGAUUGGCAUUCCUGGAGAGCGGCGUUUCCUACGACAUGCUACAGUGUGGCGAGAGUCAGGGCGGCUACUACGAGCCUGUGCAGAAGUGGAAAAGCCUGCAGGCUCUCUUCUAUGUGGAUGAUGAUGGCAUACGCAAGGGUCCUGUGAUGUCGGAGGGCUGCGAGACCUACAUGAAGCAGGACAAUAUGGCCUCCUGCCAGGUGCUUGGGAAUUUAAUCGACCCAAGCCAGCCUAAUCCCAACAGCUGGACAUAUUGUGACGAGGUGUGCACAAACGGCCAGGGGGGCGGGGCGACCCUCUGCCAACCAUCCAAUUACCUCUACAACUCCGGCAACUUCGCACCCAGCAGCAGCUCAUGUCCCUAGGGGCAGGGUGCAAUUCUGGGAAUGCUGGCUGGUUCAUGUAUUAAAGAUGGAUCCAGUCUUGUAACUUGAUCAGUUAAAAACAUUAGCAAAAUAAAAAAUCAACUAUUAGAUUUCCGGGUCCGAUAAGUUCUAUGCACUUGUUAAUAUAUUAUCCCUUCUUAAUUUCAAUAUGUUCCUAGGAUCCUAGCUAUAGCCGAUUGGUUCAAUGUGUACCUUCGGUGCUGUUUUCGGUCACGUUCUGGGCGGUUGAUGUUGUAGUCCAGGUUUGAAUAACAUCACGAACAAAAAGAAUGUAAGAGAACCCAUUUAUAUAAUUCGAGCAAGAACAGGCUAAACCUGAAGCUCGAAAUGUUUUCUUAUUUGUAAAUGAUAAUGAUUCAGUGAUCAAGUGAUCAUAUUGUUUGAUUUAGUGUUAUGGAGAGAAGCAUGUCUGUUGCUACGCGACUAUCAAGCCACCAAGUCGACGGCUGUGACUGACUGACACUUUAUUUGUCAAUUGUACGUCGCGGGUUUGCCAGCGCGUAGUUCUUACUUGAUAAGGCGUGUAGUUUCUACUUGAAAUGGCGCGUAGUUUCUACUUGACAUGGCACGUGUGUCACUGUGUUGUGUCACAGUUUUUCAAUUGAUCGUUGGAAAAAGUGGAUAGUGAUCAGCAGCUGAAGCGAUGUCGUCGCAUUGGAUGACGAGUAACCAGUUAUAUUAUUGUUAAUAGGAUAUUAUGAUUAUUAUAUGAUAAAUAUACGACAACCAUAUGUCAUGAUCCUGACUUGCGGUCCAUCGUGAUAUAGUAUUCCAAUUGUGGUAUGGAUGAACUUACGUGUGGAUGAGGUCACGUGUAGAUGAGGUCACGUGUGAAUGAGGUCACGUGUGGAUGAGGUCACGUGUGAAUGAGGUCCCGUGUGGAUGAGGUCCCGUGUGGAUGAGGUCACGUGUAGAUGAGGUCCCGUGUGGAUAAGGUCACGUGUGGAUGAGGUCCCGUGUGGAUGAGGUCCCGUGUGGAUAAGGUCACGUGUAGAUGAGGUCCCGUGUGGAUAAGUUCACGUGUGGAUGAGGUCCCGUGUGGAUGAGGUCCCGUGUGGAUGAGGUCCCGUGUGGAUGAAGUCCCGUGAGGAUGAAGUCCCGUGUGGAUGAAGUCCCGUGUAGAUGAAGUCCCGUGUGGAUGAGGUCCCGUGUGGAUGAGGUCCCGUGUGGAUGAGGUCCCGUGUGGAUGAGGUCCCGUGUGGAUGAGGUCCCGUGUGGAUGAGGUCCCGUGUGGAUAAGGUCCCGUGUGGAUGAGGUCCCGUAUGGAUGAUUUCAGUUGAGCUGAUAUUGUGUAAGACCGACGUCAUCUGAGCGAUAAGUUAUUGAAAUUUAAUUAGGGCGCUGAGCCUUAAAUGUUACCUGUUUUCGCUUCAAGCAAAUAAUGAUGUAGAAAUAUUACCCUAAAAGAUUUUUACGUUAAUGAUUUUGAAUUUAUCAAAUCUGUUGUAUGUUUCCGGGGGUGGAAAAUGAAAAAAGUUCUUUCUGAUUCUAUUUCCUUGUAUAUUCGUAAGUUGUUCCUUCGCAUAUAUUAAAAAAAUUGUUUCAUAUUAAAAUUAUUCGGUAA
Hyalella azteca is the source of this 3191-nucleotide messenger RNA. RefSeq lists its product as uncharacterized. The record is from RefSeq and is a predicted model, not a curated record. Gene Ontology annotation, molecular function: protein binding. The transcript has 12 exons. Lineage: Eukaryota; Metazoa; Arthropoda; Malacostraca; Amphipoda; Hyalellidae. The coding region runs from base 65 to 1606 and encodes 513 amino acids.